Molecule: messenger RNA, 8071 nt
Organism: Rhinichthys klamathensis goyatoka
Lineage: Eukaryota; Metazoa; Chordata; Actinopteri; Cypriniformes; Leuciscidae
Product: intermembrane lipid transfer protein VPS13B-like
Exons: 35
Coding region: 61-7830 (2589 amino acids)
Source: RefSeq, a predicted model, not a curated record
UCUCUGUACAGUGCCAGCGGUGUCUCUUCACCCAGAGUGUGUGUGUGUUGUGUGUUGUAUAUGUUGUGUGUGUGUUGUAGGCCUGCUGAGGGUUGGCUCUGUGACGGAGUGAUCCUGCAGUGCAAGGAGUCGCCUGUGACGGCGGCGAAGGCUCUGGAGGUCUCGCACCAGCAGCACGGGUUCCUCUCGGUGACCUACACGCAGGCCGUUACUCGGAACGUGCGGCACAAGCUGACGGCGCGGCAAGAGCGAGUGUCCCAGAGGCUGAGCGAGGACGGGACGGACGGGUCGCCGCAGUACCUGCACGAGAUCCUGCUCACGGCGCAACCCUUCGACCUGGUGCUGUCCUGCCCCCUGCUGGUGAGGCUGGCGCAGGUCUUCCACGUGUCCCCCCCUCCGCCGCUGCGUCCCGUCAGAGAGAGCGUCUCCGCCGGACACCCGAUGACGGGACACUCGCUGUCCUCCAGCAGCCUCCCGCUCAUCUACCUCAACACCAGCGUGAUCCGGGUGUUCUGCCCUCUGGAAGACACGACCAGCAGCACACAUUCACAGAUGAAGCACAGGAAGGAAGACACGGUCGUGUUGAAGAUUGGAUCUGUGAGCGUCGCUCCUCAGGCUGAUAAUCCACUGCCGCGCUCCGUACUGCGCAAAGACAUCUACCAGCGGGCGUUGAAUCUGGGCGUGCUGCGUGACCCGGGGUCAGAGGUCGAGGACCGUCAGUAUCAGAUUGACCUCCAGUGCAUCAACAUGGGCACGGCUCACUGGGACGACCUGCGGCCGGAGCGUGAGGGGCCGAAUGCCAGUUCUCCUGCAGACGCUGAGCGCAGCUCCCAGAAUCCUGCGCUGGAGUGGAACAUGGCCAGCAGUAUCCGACGGCAGCAGGAGAAGCGAGUGAUCCUGUCGCCGAUCAUCACAGAUUUCUCUGUGCGAAUCACAGCAGCUCCAGCUGUAAUUUACCGGAAGCCUCUGGAUCAUGGCCCAGCGGAGGAGGUGGUGGUGUGUGGCCACAGUCUGGAGAUGAACAUCACGUCCAGUCUGGAUCUGUUUCUCAGCGCGUCUCAGGUUCAGUUACUGCAGCAGCUCCUGCAGGACAACGUGGGGCAGACGACCUGCGACUCGACCACUGCAGACGUGUGUGGCCGUCCUCCGCAGGCCGCCGCGGUCUCGGGCUCGGUGGAGAGUGUGUGUGGCAUCAGCGCCCCCUGUGGGCAGGACAGUGGCUUCGGCAGCGACAGCGCCCGCCUGCGGAUGGUUCAGAUGGAGCGUCAGAGCGGCGCGGGUCAGUACCGGCUCGCCCGGCCCUCGCAGCAGCCCAGCAUCACCAAGAACCUCCGCUUCGUCCCGUUCGACGUGUUCCUCACCGCCGGCCGCAUCUCUCUGAUGACGUACGCGACGCUGCCCGCGGCAAAUCCCCCCGCGGCAAAUCCUCCCUCGGCUAACGCUCCCGCGGCUAAUCCUCCCGCGGCUAACGCUCCCGCGGCUAACGUGCCGGAGGACGAGACGACCCGCGACUGCAGCCUGUCCUCGCUGACGGCUGACGACCUGCUGAAUGCUAACGCUAGCGCUGCCGGCGGGUGGCCGGGGCUCCUGGGCGUUCCGGCUCCGGGCCGCUCGUCUGCGCGUCAGGCUCUGGGAGUGACGGUGGUGAGACAGCCGGGCCGGAGAGGAGCCCGAGACUCACGCCUGCAGCCGCUGCUGUUCCUGCAGCUCAACCAGCCCUCCGUCCUCAUGCACACACACACUCACACACAGCGGCUGGAGCUCUCGCUGUUCGACCUCGCGCUCAAGGGGGCCGCCAGCGACUACAGGAGUCUUGACGCAGGGAAGUCUCUCCCCGAGGCCUUGGACUACAGUGUGUUCUGGCUGCAGACGGUGGCAGGAGAAGCUGAUGGUCGCACAGGAAUCCCUCCUCCACUCCUGUCUGUGGUCGUCAGAGACUUCCUGAGUGGACCAGAGUUAAAGGUGGAGGUCAGUCGGCCGCUGAGGGUCAGUCCCACACUGGCUAAAAUCGAGCAGGCCAAAGUCUUCUGGAAGAAACUCUUUCCUGAGAGUGAUGGCGAAUCACAGCCCAGAACACCGCCAGGCUCCGCCCACUCCUGCAGUGAAGCCCCGCCCACAGCUGAUCUGCUGCUGCGCUCCCUGCAGACGCCGGUUCCCUUCCAGAAGAUGGCGCUGCGCACCGUGCAGAUGGUGGUGUGUGUGGAGAUGGAGUCGCACGCGGCGCGGCCCAGUCUGAGUGUGUGUGUGUCGGCCAUGACAGGCGCGCUGGCGCUGAAGAACGCCGGCAAACCCGCAGACGGGUUUAAGGAGGUCAGUCUGUCGGUUCAGUGUGAGGACGUGUUGGUGCGAACGGGUCUGAAGGACCGAAGCUCUGUGUUUGUGGGACCAUUUUCCUGCAGUGGGGAUCUGGAGGCUCAUUGGUGCAGACACAGCGGAAGCUCCGCCCCCGAUUCACCUGGACCCCCGAGAGUGCUGAUUGACAUGAAGGGAGGACUGCUGCAGGUGUUUUGGGGGCAGCAGCAGUUUAACUGUUUGUCUGAGAUUCAAGAGGAGCUGCAGAACUACUGGAGUCAGAUUAGCAGAACGGAGGCGGAGUCUAGCGAUAAGCCCCUCCUCUCUACUCCCCCGCUCACCCCUCGCCCUGCCCAAUCAGAACACUCAUCUGAUGACCUGCGCACAGGCCUCUUCCAGUACAUCCAGGACUCAGCGUGCCAGAAGCUGCCGUUUCCUCAUGAGGUGGUGUUCUGGAGGGAGACGGAGGAGUCUUCAGGCGUGAUGCUGUGGCGAUAUCCUGAACCACGCGUGAUCACGUUCCUCAGAAUCACACCUGUUCCCUUCAACACCACCGACGACCCGGACAUCAGCACGGCCGAUCUCGGAGAUGUACUGCAGGUGCCGUGCAGUCUGGAGUACUGGGAUGAGCUGCAGCGAGCGUUUGUGCCGUAUAGAGAGUUCAGCCUAUCAGAGAGCAGCGCGUGUGAGCUGACCCUGCCCACUCUGACCCCCAACACACACCAGAAUGACCUGGUGACCUCUGACCUCUGGAGGGUGGUGCUCAACAGCACCAGUGAUGGUGGAGACGAGAGUUCGGACAGUGAGUCCGGGUCCCAGGUGCCCUGUGAGCAGCUGGUGUGUCCCACCGCUCUGGCCGCAUGUACGCGAGUCGACUCCUGUUUCGCGCCGUGGUUCGUGCCGUCAGUCGGUGUUUCCUUACGACUGGCUUACCUGGAGCUGCACUUCUGUCACAACCUGGACCAGCUGGGCACAGUGCCGUGCCAGAAGCUCCGCCCCUUCCUCCCAGACAGGAAGUUGCCUCAGGAUCAGGAGUUUGCGGUGGUGUGUGUGCGUGAGCCGUGUGUGUUUGUGCGUCAGUGGAGUGACGUGUCUCAGUGCUGUCACGAGCUCAGCUUCUCGUCCACGCUGAGCUGCCGGCUGCUGGAGUACCGAAACCUCACGCUUCUGCCCGUCCUUCAGCCCGUCGGCCUGCAGGGACACGCCACACACACACACACACGCUCUCGGCACGCGCUGCACUGCGACGCCACGCUGCAGCCGCUGAGGGCCGCCGUCGGCCAGUACGCCGUACACACACUGGACCGGGCGCUGCAGGCCUGGAGACAGAAUGGUGUGUCGGGCGCUGAGGAGGUGGUGUUCUGCCAUUACAUCAUCUGUAACGACACACAGGAGGUGCUGCGCUUCGGACAGGUCGACACAGACGAGAACAUCCUGUUACAGAGCAACCAGAGCCACCAGUACAGCUGGAGAACACACAAAUCCCCACAGCUGCUGCACAUCUGCAUGGAGGGCUGGGGAAACUGGCGCUGGGCCGAAGCCUUCAGUGUGGACGAGGUGGGGAACCUGCUGAGAACCAUCCAACAUAAAGGACAGACGGCCUCUCUCAUCAUCAGGGUCAAGCAGCUCAGCGGAGUCCAGAAACAGGUGAUCAUCUGCGGCCGGCAGGUGAUGUGCAGUUUCCUGCAUCAGUCGAUCGAGCUGCGGCUCGUGCAGUACCACAGGGGUCACGAGGGUCACGAGGGACAGGAGCGCGUCGCCUGUCUGGAGCCGCACUGCAAACCGGCCUCGUUCGUGCUGGAGGACGCGGAGCUGACGGAGGUGUGUGUGCGCGCGUGUGGAGACGACGCCUGGUCGGGGGACGUGUGUCUGGAUCCCAGCGACACACACACCAGCUCUGUGGUGCAGGUGCCGUGUUCUAAUGGAUCAUUGCUGCAUGUCUGGUGCACACGAAUCCUGCUGGAGCCAAACACACACAUGCAGCAGAGAGUGGUUGUGUUCAGUCCGCUCUUCAUGAUGUGGAGUCACCUGCCGGACCCGGUUCUGGUUCAUGUGGAGAAGAGGAGUCUGGGUCACAGAGACACACAGCUCAUUCAGGGCCGCGGCCACCAGGAGGCGCUGCUGAACGCGGAGGCCGAUCUGACACACCACCUCACCUUCCAGGCCAGGGAGGAAGAGGACGCGUCUCACUGUGCAGUUCCUGUGUCCACUGCUGUUAUCAAACAGAUCCUGAGCAGAGCAGCACCAGACCAGAACCAGAACCAGCAGGAUGUUCUAGAGCACUUCUAUGGAGAGAAGACAUCCAGCGACCCGGCCUGGCCCUACAGCAGCCGACAGACAGACAGGUGUGCGGUGGAGCCGGUGGCGCAGUGGGACAGCCCGAUGCAGGUGCGUCUGAGUGUGUGGCGCGCGGGUCUGAACACACUGCUGGUGGAGCUGCUGCCCUGGGCUCUAUUGGUGAACCGCUCGCACUGGGACCUGUGGAUGUUUGAGGCCGAGAGCAUCGUAGUGCAGAUUCCAGCCGGGAAAACCAUCGUACCGCCCAACUUCAAGGAUGCCUUCCAGAUCGGCAUCUAUUGGCCGCACACUAACACGGUGCACAAGUCUCCUGCCGUGCGAUUGGUCCACGAGGUGUCGUCGCCACGGUGGCCAGAAGGGGGCGGAGCCGAGGUCCUGCUGCUGGAUGAGGAGGGAUACAUACACACGGACAUCACACUCGGCACACAGCCCGGAAAACUCAAGCUCUGUCAGUUUUGUGUGUCGUCUUCAGUGAAAUACGGGAUUCAGGUUUUGCAGAUUGAGGAUAAAACUGUUCUGGUGAACAACACGACAAACACCAUCAAGUGUAGAGCUGUGAUCCAACAACACACACACACACCUGAGCAGGCCUGUCCCAUCCCGGACUCCUCCAGCUUCUCUCUGGGUCCCGCGGGAUCGGCCGGGGAUCAGGUGAUCUGUGCGGUGCCGUUCUGGGAUGUGCUUCGGGUCGGUCCGACAGCAGAGGACGAGCAGCUGAGGUCGAAGCAGGUUCUGUUGAGCCUCGAGGGAGUCGAGUGGAGUCCUGCGGCUCCUGUGCGAACCGACUUCCCCAGACAGAGCGUUCCUGUGCCGGUGGAGCCGCACGCCCACUGGCCCUUCAACACCAGGCCUCUGGUUCUGACCUGUCAGGAGCAUCUGGGCGUCACAUAUCUGACAGUGAGUGAAGAUCAGUGUCCACGAAUGAUGAUUCACAACCGCUGCCCCAAGAGCCUCUUACUGAAGGAGAACAUCAGGGAGCCUGUGAGGUCGGAGGUGUUCAGCCGGGCGGUUCCUGCUCUCUCUUCUGUCCAUCAUGAGUUGUUUUAUCAGGCCUCCAGUUUUCCUGAGUGCCGACAGAAAGAGACGCUGCCCACCCUGCAGCUGCGCAUCAUCACGGACACGCCCCCCAGCCCCUCGGACACGCCCACCACUCCCUCAGACACGCCCACCAGCCUCAUGGACACGCCCACAUCACCAGGCUGGACUGACGCCUUUGACAUCAGUUGUCCUGGAACACAGGUUGUUUUUCUUCCUGGUUUCGGCUGUUUGUACAUCGAUGUUGUUCAGCAGAGCGGCACGAUCACACUGACCCUGGCGCCAGAGAGCAGCGCUGCAGACGCCCUCACACACCUCAGGCCGUCCAGUCCGAUGCUGUCCUUCAGGGUUCUGCUGACGGAGGCGAGCGUGGCGCUCUGUGAUGACAUCACCAGCCGGUCCGGAUCAGUGGAGCUGCUGCGUCUCACCGUCUCUAAACUCCUGCUCCUGCUGCCGGCCAUCGACGCUCCACCCGACGCUCCACCCGACCACACCGUACACACCGUACACACCGUACAGGUGCUCUGCGGCGGCCUGCAGCUGGACAACCAGCUGUACCAGCGCGCCAGCUUCCACUUCCCCGUCAUCAUGUGCCAGGAGCCGCCGGGCGACCCCGCGCUGACCCCGGGCGACCCCGCGCUGACCCCGCUGGAGUUCUGCCACGCCUGCUUCUUCUCUCUGAGCCUCACGGUCUCCGGCUCCGGACAGCUGGACCGGCUCUCGCUGCGCAUCCGCCCGGCGCGCGUGUAUCUGGAGGACACCUUCCUCUACUACAUGAAGACGCUCCUCCACACCUACAUCCCAGAAUGCACCCUGCCUGUGCGUGGCGAAGGGGCGGGGCUCCCGCGGGAGGUGCUGGAGUCGAUGCGUGCGCUGGUGACGCCGCUACGCCUGCAGAAGCUCUCGAUCGAACCCCUUCAGCUGCUGCUCUCCAUCCACGCGUCUCUGAAGCUCUACAUCGCCUCCGACCACACGCCGCUGUCCUUCUCGCUGUUCGAGCGCGGCCCCGUCUGCACCACCUCACGCCAGCUCGUACACACACUCGCCAUGCACUACGCCGCCGGCGCGCUCUUCCGGGCAGGUUGGGUCGUCGGGUCUCUGGAGAUUCUCGGCAGUCCCGCCAGUCUCGUUCGGAGUAUCGGGAAUGGCGUGUCAGAUUUCUUCCGGUUGCCGUACGAGGGUUUGACUCGCGGGCCGGGAGCCUUUAUCAGCGGCGUCUCGAGAGGAACCAACUCGUUCAUCAAACACAUCUCUAAAGGGACUCUGACGUCCAUCACCAAUCUGGCCACGAGUCUGGCGCGGAACAUGGACCGUCUGUCGCUGGACGACGAGCAUUACAUGCGUCAGGAGGAGUGGAGGAGGCAGCUGCCGGAGACUCUGGGAGACGGGCUGAGACAAGGCCUGUCCAGACUGGGCAUCAGCCUGCUGGGCGCGGUCGCAGGAAUCGUGGAUCAGCCCAUGCAGACGUUCACACGGACGCUGGAUCUGCCGAGCUCGGCGAGCAGCACGGCCCGCGGCGUCAUCUCAGGGGUGGGGAAAGGCAUUGUGGGAGUUUUCACCAAGCCAAUCGGAGGAGCAGCUGAGCUGGUGUCGCAGACGGGAUACGGUCUGCUGCACGGCGCGGGUCUCUGGCAGCUUCCCAAACAGCUGCACCCGCCGACAGACUCCAGAUCAGCCGACGCCUCCAACAGCCACGUCAAAUACGUCUGGAAGAUGCUGCAGUCUCUGGGCCGCCCCGAGCUGCACAUGGCUCUGGAUGUGUGUAUGGUGAGCGGGUCGGGUCAGGAACACGCCGGCUGUCUGCUCCUGAGCGGAGAGGUUCUGUUCGUGGUCAGUGUGUGUGAGGACGCGCAGCAGCAGGCCUUUCCCAUCACUGAGAUCCAGUGUGAACACGACACACACACGCCUGGACGCAUCACACUCACACUGCAGCAGCACCGUGUGACCAGUGACACAGAGGCCGACGGGUCUCGCGAGCGUCUCUCGGAGCUGCAGUACAGUCGGCUGGUGGAGUUCGUCACCGGAGCGUCUCAGUUUCUGUCUCCGUCUCAGUCGUCGCGUCACCAGCCGGCCGUCACUCCCGCGGAUCCGCCGCCCACCGUCUCCAGAACAUACCAGUAUCACGCAGACCCGGCCUGCGCACGCGUGUUCGUCUGCAAGUUCACCAUGGUGAAGAACAGAGCGCUGCGCAUCGGCUUCCACUGACGCUCACAUCACUUUAUUGAGACCUCACUACAUCAGCCAGAGCUGCUUUCUGUGUGAAUGUGAUGCUUUAAACCAAAAGAAGGCCUUUCAUUUUUUUUUUUUUUUAUAAGCAAUGCAAGGAAGAUGAUUUACUGUUUUUUAUUGUAUUAUUCGCUCCUGUAUUCUGGUCUAAUGAAAAUAUGAGUCUGUUGCUUCAUAAUGAAUCUGCUUUUUGUAAUAAAACAUGGGAUAUUUGAAGAUG